AUGAUCUCUCAGAAGGUUGCGCAGCAAUCGCUGCGGCGAUUGGCUGCCCCCUCGGCAUUGACCUCGUCAAUGGCCAAGUUCGCUACUCCAGCUGCCAUUGCGACUGGCAGAUAUAUGCAGAUGAGACCAACCUCAACGACACCCACAACAACAGAUCCCACCAAAAUCCUCGCCCAGCAACGUCUCAAGCGCCCCGUCUCUCCUCACUUGAGUAUCUACCGUCCCCAGAUCACCUGGUACGCCAGUGGUCUCCACCGAAUCACGGGCUCCGUCGCCUCCGGUGCUCUAUACACCUUCGCCGCCGCCUAUCUCGUCGCGCCCGUGUUUGGCUGGCACCUCGAAUCCGCCUCUAUUGCAGCUGCUUUCGGUUCUUUGCCGUUCGCUGCCAAGUUUCUCGUCAAGUUGGGUCUUGCAAUGCCAUUUACUUAUCACUCUAUCAAUGGAGUUAGGCAUUUGCUUUGGGAUACUGGUCGCUUUUUGACGAAUAAGCAGGUUAUUCAGACCGGUUGGGCGAUGAUUGGGUUGAGUACGAUUAGUGCGCUUGCGCUUGCGCUUUUGUAA
Messenger RNA from Talaromyces amestolkiae, 561 nucleotides. RefSeq lists its product as uncharacterized. Gene Ontology annotation, biological process: mitochondrial electron transport, succinate to ubiquinone; tricarboxylic acid cycle. The transcript is spliced from 3 exons. The coding region runs from base 1 to 561 and encodes 186 amino acids. NCBI's taxonomy places the organism in Eukaryota, Fungi, Ascomycota, Eurotiomycetes, Eurotiales, Trichocomaceae. Gene Ontology annotation, cellular component: membrane. The record is from RefSeq and is a predicted model, not a curated record. Gene Ontology annotation, molecular function: succinate dehydrogenase activity; electron transfer activity.